Molecule: messenger RNA, 2019 nt
Organism: Cynara cardunculus var. scolymus (artichoke)
Lineage: Eukaryota; Viridiplantae; Streptophyta; Magnoliopsida; Asterales; Asteraceae
Product: beta-glucosidase BoGH3B-like
Exons: 9
Coding region: 1-1893 (630 amino acids)
Biological process (GO): glucan catabolic process
Molecular function (GO): beta-glucosidase activity
Source: RefSeq, a predicted model, not a curated record
AUGGGGGCUAAGAACAUGGGGAAAUUUUCAGUUUUCUUGAUUGUGGUCUUGUGUUGCUGGCCUUCCAUGGCUGAAGCAGAGUACUUCAAAUACAAAGAUCCAAAACAACCGGUGGGUGUUAGGAUCAAAGAUUUGAUGAAAAGGAUGACAGUAGAGGAAAAGGUUGGCCAAAUGACUCAAAUUGAUCGAACAGUUGCAUCCAAUGAGGUCAUGAAGAAGUACUUAAUUGGGAGCAUUUUGAGUGGAGGAGGGAGUGUUCCUGCUAAACACGCAUCCCCGAAAACAUGGGUUGAUAUGGUCAAUGAUUUCCAGAAGGGUUCGUUAUCCACCCGAUUGGGUAUCCCCAUGAUUUAUGGGAUUGAUGCUGUCCAUGGCCAUAACAAUGUUUACAAAGCUACAAUCUUUCCUCAUAAUGUUGGACUUGGAGUCACCAGGGACCCUGUUUUGGUCAAAAAGAUUGGAGCUGCAACUGCACUUGAAGUUAGAGCCACUGGCAUACAAUAUGCUUUUGCACCUUGUAUUGCAGUGUGUAGAGAUCCGAGAUGGGGUCGCUGCUUUGAGAGUUAUAGUGAAGAUCCGAAGAUUGUUAAACUAAUGACGGAGAUUAUCCCAGGUUUACAAGGAGACAUCCCUGCUGGUUCCAGAAAGGGUGUUCCUUUUGUUGGUGGACAAAAUAAGAUAGCAGCAUGUGCUAAGCAUUAUUUGGGAGAUGGCGGGACUCACCUGGGCACGAAUGAGGGCAACACGAUCACAGAUGACAAAGGAUUAUUCAGAAUACACAUGCCAGCAUACUAUGAUUCGGUCAUCAAGGGUGUGGCUACUAUUAUGACCUCGUAUUCCAGCUGGAAUGGGGUCAAAAUGCACUCCAACCGUUAUCUUGUCACGGAUUUCCUCAAGAAUAGGCUCAAGUUCAAGGGGUUCGUUAUAUCAGAUUGGCAAGGGAUCGACAGGAUCACGGAACCUGCACAUGCUAAUUAUACAUACUCGAUCGUAACUGGGAUGAAUGCUGGCAUUGAUAUGUUCAUGAUUCCAUACAACUACACAGAGUUCAUCGAUGGUCUAACUUAUCUAGUCAAGAACAACUUCAUAUCCAUGAGUCGUGUAGAUGACGCGGUUAAGAGGAUUCUAAGGGUCAAGUUCGUUAUGGGUCUGUUUGAAAAUCCUUUGGCUGAUUACAGCAUGGCUAAGCACCUUGGAAGCCAGGAGCACCGAAAUCUGGCCAGGGAAGCUGUAAGGAAAACGCUUGUCUUACUGAAAAAUGGCAAAUCUUCGAAGAAACCAUUGUUACCGCUUCCUAAAAAGGCAUCGAAGGUACUUGUUGCAGGUUCCCAUGCCGAUAACCUUGGCUAUCAAUGUGGUGGAUGGACACUCGAGUGGCAAGGGCUUUCGGGAGAUAUUACUGAUGGCACCACGAUUCUAUCGGCUGUGAAAAGCGCUGUUGAUCGAACAACUCAAGUGGUCUUCAAUGAGAACCCGGAUGCCGAGUUUGUGAAAUCUAACAAAUUCGACUACGCGAUUGUGGUGGUUGGAGAGCACCCAUAUGCCGAGACUUUUGGAGACAGCAUGAACCUGACAAUCCCUGAGCCUGGGCCGAGCACCAUCAAGAACGUCUGUGGCUCAGUGAAAUGUGUGGUGGUCUUGAUCUCUGGCCGGCCUGUGGUGGUGCAGCCAUAUGUCGAAACCAUAGACGCCCUGGUUGCAGCUUGGCUACCUGGAACCGAGGGCCAAGGUGUGACCGAUGCCCUGUUUGGUGACUAUGGUUUUACGGGCAAGCUUGCACGAACUUGGUUCAAGUCUGUUGAUCAGCUACCGAUGAACGUUGGAGACCCGCAUUAUGACCCAUUAUACCCGUUUGGGUAUGGGCUCACGACUGAAGCUAGGAAGAAUUUGUGAAGCUAAUUAACGAGUGUCUGAAUGAUUUUGUUUUCUUGGAGUUGGAUCUUGUAGCAGAGGCACAUUCAAAUAUUCAGCAACGAAUCUUGUCUUAAUGUUAUAUGAAUAAAGCAAUUGUGAUCUGCA